Anolis carolinensis (green anole) is the source of this 4315-nucleotide messenger RNA. It is a transcript of the gene kansl1l, whose product is annotated as KAT8 regulatory NSL complex subunit 1 like. Gene Ontology annotation, cellular component: NSL complex. Lineage: Eukaryota; Metazoa; Chordata; Lepidosauria; Squamata; Anolidae. Gene Ontology annotation, molecular function: histone acetyltransferase binding. The record is from RefSeq and is a predicted model, not a curated record. The transcript is spliced from 16 exons. The coding region runs from base 258 to 3218 and encodes 986 amino acids.
AGGCCCCGCCCCCUCCGCCUGAACUAUCGCCCCAAGGUCCCGCUUGUUUAGCUGUGGAGGAGCGAGGCGUGAAGGCAAGAGGGGUGAAGAGGCGGAAGAAUGAAAUGAGAGCAAAGGCAAAAGAAAGGGGCGGCCUCGCUGUGGCGACCGAGAAGCAACGAACUCGGCGUGCCUGAGGGAAAGGAAGGAGAAGGACCGGGCACCAGAGAGGACGGAGCGGAGUUGGGCAGGUUUAUUGGAAACUGUUUGCAACAGCUAUGACACCUGCUCUCCAAGAGAAAGCAAUGAAAGGUCAUGGUAUCUACUUAUCAGCUUCCUUGUCUUCAAGAGCAAUGGAAUCCAGUGAAACACUUGCCAUGGGAAGUGCCAGACCUGUAAAAGAGAAGAUGAAGGAUGGUUCUGUUGGCAAGAUAACUUGCUCUGUAUUGGGUGUUCCCACACACCAAGCCACCCAUAACACUGAUUGUUUUAAUUUAAAAUGCUUUGAUUCUCAGUCUUCGAAAGAUUAUCCUUUGUUAAUGAAGCCUAGUUUAACUGUCAGUGUAAAUACUAAAAAUUGUACACCAAGGAACUCAGAAGAGCAUAAUUGUGCCAAGAUAAGAAAUUUGGGUAACAGCAUGAAUAAACACCUCAGCCAGAUUAUGAAUUCAGAAUCUGGGGAGCAGAUCAGAAAAGAAACCUUAUCAGGAACUGCACAGAAUGUACCAGAUAUGGGGAGAUUUCAGGGUUUACAUUUAACUGAAUCUAGGAAUGAAGAAGAAAAGCUGCUUCCUAAUUCUAAGUUAUAUCGGAAGAAUGGCUUUUUGGGUAAGGCUUUAUUUGUGAAUUCUGAGACAAAACAAGAUUUAUUCCAUCAAGUACAUCAUGACACCUUGGAAUCAGCAGUGAAUUAUCGUCCCAAUAGUAAAAAACAAGAAUUGAAUUUUCGCUUACUUCAGUGUGUAAACAAGCAACAAAUCUUGCUCAACCAGGCCAAAAGAACUCAGAAACAUUUGCAAAUUCUUUUGGCAAAGCAUGUUGUUAAACACUGCGACCACCAAAUGAAAUGCUUUGUGAGGCAUCAGCUACAGAGAAUGAAAGCUUUUCAUGACCCAAGUAAUAUCCUAGGUAGCAACGAUGAUGGAUGCACUUCAAUUAAAACUGAAAAUUUGAAUUCAGAUGCUGAUGGGAAUCAAGAUAUGCAGCAUGAUAUCUGUGUCGAACCUGGUGAAAUCAAGGCGUUUGCAUGUUCUACAGUAGGGCUGUUAUCUCAGAUGGAAGAGAGCUUGGAUUCCGAGGCCACUUGUAGCAGCUCGAGUGAAGAUGAUGAUGAUGAUGAACAAGUUUCCAGGAGAGCAAUGGCAGUUAACUAUAGAUCUGACUGCAAAUGGCUGGUAGAGAGAGCUAGAGUUGGCUGUCGCUGGACAUGGCUUCAAGCCCAGAUCUCAGAGCUAGAAUAUAAAAUUCAACAACUCACUGACCUUCAUAAGCAGAUUCGUGCCACCAAGGGAAUGGUAGUCUUAGAAGAAUUUUCCGUUUCAAAAGAUACUCUGAAGAAGCGAAAACAACUGGCAGAUCAAGAAACUGUAUUAAAUGCCACAGGGACUUCUCAAACUUCCCUUGAGAGACAGGAUGCCUGGCCAGAACAUGAUUUUGAAACAUCACCCAGCAGUCCAACUCUGCUUCUCCGUAACAUAGAAAAACAGAGUGCUCAGCUGAGUGAAAUAAUCAGCAGUCUCAUCACUCCACUAACUAUGUCUCCCACAUCCUCCCCACUCUCCCCAAAAUCUUAUAAGCAGAAAGAGCUGGUCAAUGGCAUCGCUUUAAGAGAUCCUGAGCACAAUGAAGACAUUUCAUCUUCUAGUAACUGGUUGAUUGAUCAACAGCAUCUGAAGAAAAGAAGGAAAGACAAGACAAAGCUGAGAGCAACAACUACUUCUGUGAUGACCACAUCUGCUCGCACUAGACCACUUCACAGUUUUCAGAGGAGAAAACUCUACAAAAUGAGUACCAUUUUCAGUUUGAACCAACAGCUGGAAGACAGAUUGUUUAACACAGAAGAUGUGCAUUCAGCCUCCACAUGGAAUAUUUAUGAAUUGAGCCUGAAGUCCAAGACACAAAAACAAUUCAUGUUAGAAGUGGAUGCUUCAUUCCAUCCUGUCGUAUCAUUUCCUUCAGAUACUCCUCUUCAUGUACAUUUUAGGAGAUUACUCAAGAAGUGUGAGAUCAAAGGUGAUCCCUUUGAAACAUCUGCCCUUGGUUUCGAAUUUAAAAUGUCUCCUUCAAAUGAAUAUUUUCAAUAUAAAACUCCUCUUCAACAGUGGAACUGUGGAUAUGAUUCCAGUUCCAGAUAUCACACUUUGUCAGAAAUAUCUGAACAGAUGCCAGAAGGAAGGAAGAAAAGACAUUUAAGUGAAACAGUGACAGGACAAAGUAGGAAUAGAUUUGAAGGAUUUUCUUUUCAGCAUGAAGAACAGCAAUCCCAUAAUAAUUUUACAGGGUCAGUCAUUGGUGACAUGCUAUCAAGAUCAAGUCACAUUACCUCAUCCCAGUUUAAUUCUAGACGGAGACUAAGGAGUGAGAGCUCAUAUGAUAUAGACAAUAUUGUCAUCCCUAUGUCACUGGUUGCGCCAUCCAAGUUGGAGAAACUGCAAUAUAAAGAAAUUCUUACUCCAAGCUGGAGAACUAUCACACUCAAGCCUUUGAGGUGUCUACAGGAAGAUGAAGAACAGGCAGAAGAUCUGUCUGAUGAUGUCUAUGCUGUUCGACAUGCAAAAUAUGAAGUCAAAGAGAGAGCUCGAUGGUCUCUGUGGGAGCAGUGCCAUUGGCCUAAAAGGAACAGAUCCUAUAGUAGAAAUUUUGAGGGACAAGAUCCAGCACUAAAAGAAAACCAGGUCAACUCCAAUUUGACACCUAAUUUUUCUGAAAACUCCACUGAUAAUACUUCAGAGAUAAGCAAUUAUUUCUACUCGAGGAUACCACAAUCUUCAGAAGGAAAUCAAGAAACAACGGCUGUUCUGUGGGCACACCGGACUUUUCCACUAAAUGAUAAAGAAGCAGAAGCUUUAAUAUGCCAACCUCUGAUAAUGGCCGUACAAGAAAGUUCAAAUGUGGAUAUUCUCAGUGACUCUCACUGUAAUUCACACAGUGCCUUCAGUUUUCCAAAUUAUAAGCAGCCGCAAAAGAAGGAAGAGCAUGCCCAGUAUUUGGAAAAUGGCAGCUUGAGAAAGCAGACGUGACAGAAAAUAGCAUGGACAUUGUGAAAGCUAAUUAGGAUGAAAGAAUGGGCAAUAUAGAAACACAAGUAUAGUUUCUUUUUAUCUGAACCACAAGAAGAAUGCUUUGAUUCCAGAGGACUAAAAUCGAUGUCAAAAGUGGACACUCUUAAACUGCAACCACCAUUUUGCUGCCAUGUUUUGAAAGUCCAUCAGAACAGUGCUUCUCCACCCACUUUAGCAAUGUACUAAUUUUAGCUGGAUACAGAAAGUCAAAUUAAGAAACUUUUGUGUGAGAGUGGCAGGCAUACACACAGAUACGUUGUUCCCUUUAAGGGAAAUGUUUUAUCCAGAGAAGAAUCAACUAUUUAUAAAUUUGAUUAUGUGGACACAUAGCUAAUGAGUUCUGUUCUGAGAGGCCAAAAAGUACAUUAAGUCAAAUCAGUUUUUAAAAAAAUAUUUUCUGUGUUUUAUAGAAGAUACCUAUGCAUUUUUAAGUGCAAGGAAUAGAAAGGACUGAGAAAUAUUUUAACUAAAAGAAACCCCCUCUUGAUUUCACAAAAAGUAUGCACUUUGUAACAUUUGAGCAAUAUCCAUUCCAUACCUGUACAGAAAAAUUAAUGUUUGUUUAGGUGUUACAUUUAGCAGUGUUUUACAUACCUUGAAUAAACCAGGGUUUUUUUCGUUAUUCAUUUUCAAAUUUAGUGUUUAGAAUAUCAUCCACAUCCUCCAACGAUGCGGAUUGCUUCUCACAUUCAGUGCUGCCAAUUUGAUUUGGCUAUGUUCUGCUGUCAAGAGUAUAGCUCUUCUGUUUUAAGGCUUUUUAAAGAAGGUAUCUCGGUCAAGCAGGUUUUUUAUUCUUUGUCCUAUCCAAAACUAUGCUAUACAGUGUGUAGGUGGCCAAAUUUUUGUUUCCUUUUUAUCCCAAUGGACUGGAAGUACACUGGAUAUUGUAAAAAUGUUCAGUUGCAUUUCAACACUACAGCCUAUGUUAGAUUGUAGUUUAUUGCAAUUUUCUUUUAACUUUGGAAAAAAGAUUUUUGUUCAGAGAAUUAAACUUGGAUCUUGCCUCUUGACACAAUUUUGAAUGCAAAGUUUUAAAAUAAAAACUUAUUUCUGUA